Paracoccidioides brasiliensis Pb18 is the source of this 432-nucleotide messenger RNA. RefSeq lists its product as uncharacterized. The record is from RefSeq and is a predicted model, not a curated record. The coding region runs from base 1 to 432 and encodes 143 amino acids. The transcript has a single exon.
AUGAAAAACCCGGUCCCAGAGCGCACAGCCAGACCAGGAGCUCACCCUGUGAGGCCACCAGUCGAAAAAGGAUCAGAAACGGUACAGCGCAUCACGGAAGGGCCUGCAGUUCCAGGCUCAGGCCGGGAACGACGCAAUGGCGACACCAGCGCCGUCGGCGGUUGCUGGCGAACCAAUAAGCCGUGUGGAAAGGAGAAAACGGCGAGAGGUGGCGCCAUCGGGACCCCAGGGGAAGGUUCUGGUUUUGGGGGUGGGGAAGUGAGAAGGGAAAAAGGAAGAAGGAGAAGGUGGAAGAAAGAGGGAGCCGGACGAGGUUUAUAUAGGUUGUUGAUAGCUUUGAUCGCCAACUGGCGCGGCGAGGAAGGAGGCCAAACCCGAACGGGCGACGCCAGUCCGGAUUGGGAGGGGGCAAGCGGAGCAACGGCCGGAUAA